GCAAAGAAGGUGCAAUUUACGAUGCAAUAUUUUUUGCGCAUUUUUGGGGAAUAUUUCUCCACUUUCCAGCAUCGGUCACUUAACUACCUUUCACUCCCUAAUUCAAGGCACAUUUUUUAAUAAUGUCCAGCUAGAUUGCUGAAAAUUCAUUUCAUGCGAGUUAUUUCCUGUACAGUAGAGACAACUAUAUAAAUGGUUGGGAGGUGGAUAAAAUAUACAUAUUGCCUACAGAAUGUGUCUAGAAUUAGGGAGUGAAAGGUAGACCAAUGCUAGAAAGUGCUAAAAAUUCUUCCCCAAAAAUAUUGUGCUGUAAAUUGCAUCUUUUUUGCAUUAUGGUGUCUGUAGCUUUAUGGUCAAAGAAAAAAUUAUAAAACCAUAACACUACAGAUCUGCAGCUAUUCAUCAUUAAGCGUACAUGUAUCUGGUUAAUGUUUAAUAUAUUUUUAAAUGUUAAGGGGAAUGGAAAUUUGAUAUAAGCAUGUUUUACUGUAUAUUGAACAUAUUUUAUUACAGUAAUGAUAUCAUGAUGUAGCACUAACAGAAAUUGAUUAGUUAAUAUUUAUGAAAUGGUAGUAUCAUGCUGGUACAUUGUAUCAGUACCAGUAUAUAUAAUCAAGAAUUAACAUUCUGAGUUGAAUCACAUAUGGGUAGUGCACAAUUACUUAAUUUUAUGCAUGAAUGCACUUUCAUUGCCAAUAUUUAUUGGUAUCAUAAUGCAUGAUCAGAGUCAUUCUUAUCAAGUCCGUGAAGGCCAUGUCAUCCAUAGUUGUGUAUCUGAUAUGCACAUUUAAAUUUUUAGAUCCUGAAAAGGGAAAGAUAACAAAAGCCAACACUGAUUCAUGUUCUGCUUCUAAAAGCACUGUACAGAGUGUUGAAAACUGUCCAUCCAGUGAGCAAGAAUGGAUAGAAGCUUCUCGAAGGAAAAACUGUUCAGCUUUUGCCACCCAGUGUAGUGAACCUGACAAGUUUGUGUACCACUGUGUGAUCAAUCCAUAUCUCAAUGAAACAUUGGAAGUUUGUGUAUAUAAAAAGACCAUUGUGUUUGGAUAUUGUACUGAAUACAGCUACAGUGCAAACAGAAUUCAACAAAGUCUAGGAACACUUUGCUCGGGCUUUACCCAAAACCCUUGUCCAACUGGAUAUCCCUCUGAUGAAGCAUACAAAUAUCCUGGUUGCUACCAGCUUACUAAGAAAUCAACAACAGAAAAUCCAACUACAGUUAAACCCUCAAUUGUGGUCUCUGAAACAGGGUCUGUACUUACUGGGUCUGCAGAAGAUACAGAAGAUGGAGGAGACAAUUGUUAUGUUAUAGGGAUAGUAUUUGCAGCAGUUCUUGUUGUUUUGGCCUUUGCCGCAGGUGGUGGAUUUUUAUUGUACAGACGGUAUACACAAAGAAAAAAAGAUGGACAGUCACAUCAUGCAUUUGGUAACAAAAGUUUUGCAACUGAAAGUAUUCCCAGUAGAGCUAUAGAAGAAGGAACUUUAGAAGAGAAGAGAAAUUUAGUGCCAUCUGGAAAACCUGCAGAAGUUGAAAAACAGAAGAAAAUUGAAAAAAUUGAAGUAGAGCAGCCAGUCAUUCUGAUAAAACCAGUAAAAGAAUUACCUGAGGAAAAUGAUUGCCGGAGGCUGGUAAAUGUGCUGAGUGAUGGGCUAGAAAGGAUGGCAAUUCUUCAAUCUGAACAGAACAGUGAAAAUUACAAUGAAAACAAUAAAAAGUUGAAUGUAAUUGCAAGUAAAAUAUAUGAAAAUGAUUCCAACUUUACAAAUGAGACCUCUACAACAAUACAUGAACACAUAGGAGAACUGGAAUCUCUGGAGAGGUAUUUUCUAAGAAAGAAGAAUAAACAUGAUAAAGAAAAUAAGUAUUUACCACCAGAUUAAAAAGGUUUUUUGAAAUAUAAAAAUGUGUUUUGUGUUGAUAUUUUAAUACAUACUGCUAAUGUUUUGAAACUGAUAUACUAAAUUGUAUUUGUUUAAUAAAUGUUGUCUUGUGAUUAAGGCUUGUUAGUGAAUUUAAAUGUACUUGAUGUACUUAUGUCAUUAAAACAGUUUGCAGACAAA
Messenger RNA from Saccostrea cuccullata (small rock oyster), 2061 nucleotides. RefSeq lists its product as uncharacterized. The transcript has 10 exons. The coding region runs from base 718 to 1881 and encodes 387 amino acids. NCBI's taxonomy places the organism in Eukaryota, Metazoa, Mollusca, Bivalvia, Ostreida, Ostreidae. The record is from RefSeq and is a predicted model, not a curated record.